CCAAACUGGCCUUCUAGGGCUUCGCCAUUGCUUCUCUCAUUUCCCAUCUCUCAGCUUCUCCUCCUCAUUCGAGCCUGUACUCCGUGGGUUGUGCUGCUGCGUGGUCUGCUCUUCAGAUCGAGGACCACUGGAGAUAGCUCAGGUGCUGUGGCUCGAGUUUUGGCUCAAAUUUGGUCGAGUUUUUGCUGUAGUAGAUUUUUGGGAGAUAUUUUGAAGGGAGUUUUGUCUUUCUUUGUGUGUAAGAGUGCGAGAGAGAGAGGGGGCGAUAACCAGCAGGAAGGGAGGGAGUAAGUUAAGCAGACACCAUGAGUGUAGUAGGAUUAGAUGUGGGAAAUGAGAACUGCAUCGUAGGGGUAGCGAGGCAGAGGGGCAUCGAUGUGGUGCUUAAUGAUGAGUCGAAGCGGGAGACGCCCGGAAUGGUCUCGUUUGCGGAGAAGCAGCGUUUUUUAGGAGUUGCGGGGGCGGCUUCGGCGAUGAUGAACCCUAGGAACACGAUUUCGCAGAUCAAGCGGAUGAUAGGUCGUCCGUUUUCGGAUCCGGAAAUGCAGGAAGACUUGCGCUUGUUCCCCUUCUCGGUUACGGAGGGACCCGACGGCUUCCCGUUGAUCAAUGUUCAAUAUUUGGGCGAGCCCCGUCAGUUUACGCCCACGCAGGUUCUUGGCAUGCUGUUGUCCAAUUUGAAAUCUAUUGCCGAGAAAAACUUGGGGACGUCGGUGGUGGAUUGUGUGAUUGGUGUGCCGGUUUACUUCACGGAGCUGCAGAGGCGGGCUUAUUUGGAUGCUGCCCAGGUGGCGGGUCUUCAUCCCUUGAGGUUGAUGCACGAAACUACUGCGACGGCUUUGGCAUAUGGUAUCUACAAGACGGAUUUGUCGGAUACGGAUCCGAUCAAUGUGGCCUUCGUCGAUAUUGGUCAUGCUAGUAUGCAGGUAUGUAUUGCUGCUUUUAAGAAGGGACAGCUGAAGAUUUUAGGUCAUUCUUUUGAGAGGAGCCUCGGUGGCCGCGACUUCGACGAGGUAUUAUUUAAUCACUUUGCUACCAAGUUCAAGGAAGAAUACAGGAUAGAUGUGCCCUCGAGCGCCCGUGCCAGUCUCAGGCUUCGCUCUGGAUGCGAGAAGGCAAAGAAAAUUUUAAGUGCCAAUCCUAUUGCCCCUUUGAACAUUGAGUGUUUAAUGGACGAGAAGGAUGUGAAGGGUGUCAUCAAGCGUGAUGAAUUUGAGGAGUUGGCUAAACCUAUUUUGGAGAAGGUGAGAGGCCCCUGUGAGAGAGCUCUCGCUUCGUCGAAACUAAGCAUAGACAAGAUUUACGCCGUAGAAGUGGUGGGAUCCGGGUCUCGUGUGCCUGCAAUUUUGAAAAUUCUGAGCUCCGUGUUCGGGAAAGAGCCAAGCCGUACCAUGAAUGCGAGCGAGUGUAUUGCUCGAGGCUGCACCCUGCAGUGCGCAAUGCUGAGCCCCACGUUCCGUGUUCGCGAUUUUGAGGUUCAGGAUUCAUUCCCCUUUGCUAUUGGGCUUUCGUGGAAAGGAGCGGCCCCUGAGACGGAUGGUGAAGAGGAGGUUUCAUCUAAUAACAUCGUGUUUGUGAAAGGCAACCCUGUCCCCAGCACCAAGUUGUUAACCUUUUACAGGUCGAGUACGUUCUCAAUUGAUGCAUUUUAUGCUGAAACUAGCGAAUUGCCACCUAACAUGAGCCUGAGGAUCGCUACGUUUACUAUUGGUCCAUUCACCCCAACUGUAGCAGAAAAGGCUAAGAUCAAAGUUAAGAUUAGGCUCAAUUUGCACGGAGUUGUGUCAUUGGAAGCUGCUACUAUGAUUGAAGAAGAGGAGGUUGAAGUGCCAGUCACGAAGAAGGAUAUAUCUAAGGAUGAUUCUGGUGAGAAGGCAUCGGCUCCGACUGAUGACAAGCCUGAAGAUGCGGCAGGUGUAGAUAGUUCUUCAACAGAGGGACCCGUUAAAAUGGAAACUGAAGCACCAAAAGCUGAAGUGAAGAAGAAGACAAAGAGGACAGAUGUACCUGUGCACGAGGUGAUUUAUGGUGGUCUUCCACAGCCUGAAUUAACGAAGGCUGUGGAGAAAGAGUAUGAGAUGGCAUUACAGGAUCGCGUUAUGGAGGAGACCAAGGAGAGCAAGAAUGCUGUCGAGGCAUAUGUGUACAGCAUGAGAAACAAGUUGUACGAGAAACUACAAUCCUACGUUACAGAAUUCGAACGUGAAGAAAUGUCAGCUAGGCUGCAAGAAACUGAAGAUUGGUUGUAUGAAGAUGGAGAGGAUGAAAUUAAGAGCGUUUAUACUGCGAAGCUUGCAGAACUUAAAAAGCUUGGUGACCCACUCGAAACUAGGCAAAGAGAGGAAGAGCUGAGGGGUCCCGCUUAUAGGGAUCUGAUUUAUUGCAUCGCCAGUUUCCGUGAUGCUGCUCAAAGCAAGGACCCCAAGUUUGACCACAUUGAUGCUGCUGACAAAGAGAAGGUGAUCAGCGAGUGCAACAAGGCAGAAGAGUGGUUCAAAGACAAGAAGCAGCAACAAGAUGCCCUUCCCAAGUGUGCGAACCCCGUCCUACUCACAUCUGAAGUGAAGAAGAAGACCGAGGUUCUUGAUAGAUUUUGCAAGCCAGUCAUGACUAAGCCAAGGCCUGCGCCACCCAAGCCUGCACCUACUGCAGAGCCUAAAUCCGCUCCAGCUGAACAAGCCCCAACUGGUGGAGAUGCCUCCGCCCCUGAGCCAAUGGAUACCGAUGCCCCAGCCUCAGCCCCCGAGCCGGAAACUAUGCAGACCGAGUAGUAUAUAGCAUAGAAAUAGGAUAUUUCAUGAUUAGUACUACGUAUUAUGAGUAAGUACAGACAUUCUCACAGCCUAAACCUAGGCAAGGGACAUUAAGUGCAACGACUAUCUAAUUUUUUGAGGCGUAAAGCUUUACAGUCAGGACGGUUUUUGCUCAUUCUGCUCCCUAUACCUCAGAUUGACGCGUCCAGCUGCCUGCAGGCAUUCUAAUCUUGACAAAGCUGUGUGAUUCUGUUCUUUCUAUCAUUUUUGUGUCAUACUGUACCCUCAUAAGUUUCUGAAAGGAUUCAUUCCGCUUAUUGGAUUAUAGGAUUCUUUUCCAUGUUAAUUUCUGCUGCCCCUGGUUUGGCAGGUUGGUGGUAUUUGCACGAGCAGCAGUUGCGGUGGCGAAGAGUUUCGUGCCAAGCUGUAAUGGGUUGUCCUAUGCCAACCACCUUUGUACUUCACCUUGUGGUGAUCUGUCGUGACUACAUUUUUUUUUAAUAUAUCUCCUAGUUUAUGUAA
Messenger RNA from Physcomitrium patens, 3275 nucleotides. Its product is annotated as heat shock 70 kDa protein 14. Gene Ontology annotation, cellular component: cytosol; nucleus. The record is from RefSeq and is a predicted model, not a curated record. Lineage: Eukaryota; Viridiplantae; Streptophyta; Bryopsida; Funariales; Funariaceae. Gene Ontology annotation, biological process: protein folding. Gene Ontology annotation, molecular function: ATP binding; ATP-dependent protein folding chaperone.